CCCAACGGAUAAGAUAAGGCGAGCUUCAGAACAAUCCUUCCUCUCAGAAAUGGAUUCCACUCUCUUCACCUUCCCUUCCUCCGCCCAUCCGCCAUCACCUGCGCUCUCCCUCAAAUCGCGCUUCAACAACCCCUUCUACCACCACCGCCGCCGAUUCCUCGCCGGCCGACCUCCGAUUGCCCCCAAAAUCAGGGCGGCCAUAAGCCGCACGAAGAAAGAAGAAACCGUGGAGAAAGUAAAGCAACAGCUGGAUGAGUGCCACCUCAUCGCCGGCAUCGGGUACAAGGGCUUGACGGUGCAGCAAUUCCAGGAUCUCCGGACGCAGCUCCCCGCCACGUCGACACUCCUGGUGGCGAAGAACACACUUGUCCUGAAGGCCAUUGAAGGCACAAAGUGGGAGGCUCUGAAGCCGUGCAUGAAGGGGAUGAAUGCCUGGCUGUUCGUCCACACCGAGGAGAUCCCCGCCGCCCUAAAACCCUACAGAACUUUCCAGAAGGAGAAGAAACUCGAAGACAAUGAUUUCACUGGGGCGGUCUUCGAAGGGAAGUUCUACUCUCCCGAUGAGUUCAAGGCCCUGGAGAAUCUUCCCACCAGAGCCGAGGUUUAUGCCACCAUUCUUGGGGCUGUGAAGGGCCCUGCUUCUGCCAUUGUGGGGACAAUUCAGGCACCGGCUAGGGAUCUCGUCAUGGUGCUCAAAGCUUACUGCAAGAAGCUUGAAGAGGGGGAGCCCUCUCCCCAAUAGUGGUGCUGGAUCCUAUUGUAAAUUGUCCCCAAUGUGAAUCUCGCGAACUGAUCAGAUAUCCACUCUAUUACACAAGUAUCUUUGUUCGUAUCUUGGCUAUGUUGAUGAGUCAAGUCUUAGGUGGUGGGAGGCUCUGAAAGACGAGCUUUUAUAUUAUCUAAUUACAACUCUAUGUGGCUUGUUAGAGAGGGUGCGAAAGUUUAGUUAUUGAUUGUUCAUCCAGUGAUCGGACACAUCUUGGUGUCACGAGCAGGUACAGAGCCGUCACAAGUGCAUAUUACAGGGGUGCUCUGGAGGACGACAUUGGCUUAUGAAAUCAUAAAAGAAAAAAUUUUGACCACAUCCUGCGUCGGCUAGAUGAGUUGCUUUCUCGUGCCGACAAGAACACAGUAAUGGUUGUUUACGCAUGACUGCACUAAUUAUUGCGAAAUGAAUUGUACCUGUGUUGAAACAUUAAUUUUAUUGCAAACAAAGAUUGUUAUUUUUCAUAUCUAUGUAUGAUGAGCUAGUUCUGUGAUAUAUUUAAAAUUCUUCUUCUUUUCGUUUA
Messenger RNA from Andrographis paniculata, 1289 nucleotides. Its product is annotated as 50S ribosomal protein L10, chloroplastic. Gene Ontology annotation, cellular component: large ribosomal subunit. Gene Ontology annotation, molecular function: structural constituent of ribosome. The record is from RefSeq and is a predicted model, not a curated record. The transcript is spliced from 2 exons. Lineage: Eukaryota; Viridiplantae; Streptophyta; Magnoliopsida; Lamiales; Acanthaceae. Gene Ontology annotation, biological process: translation. Bases 50 to 742 code for a protein of 230 amino acids.